AUGCCCCAACUUAACCCUGCACCCUGAUUUGCUAUCCUAGCUUUUUCCUGACUAGUUUUCCUAACUGUAAUUCCACCCAAAGUCCUAGCACACUCUUUCCCAAACGAACCCUCCUCCCAUAGCGCAGAACAACCUAAAACAGAAUCCUGAAACUGACCAUGACAUUAA
Molecule: messenger RNA, 168 nt
Organism: Xiphias gladius (swordfish)
Lineage: Eukaryota; Metazoa; Chordata; Actinopteri; Istiophoriformes; Xiphiidae
Source: the annotation of a RefSeq genome assembly